AUGCCGGCUUCUGCCCACUCCCAAGAUGAACCUAUGCCGGACGUUGCGCCACAAUCUCAAGAGCAAGAGCAAAUGGAGGACGAGGAUGAUAUGAUUGAACUUGAUGGACUGCGAAUUAGCAUUUUACCUGGGGCCGAAGAGACAGCCGCAUCGUUUCAGUUCGAUAAAGAAGACCAUACACUUGGUAACGCACUAAGAUAUGUGAUCAUGAAAAAUCCCGAAGUCGAAUUCUGCGGAUACACAAUGCCACAUCCGUCAGAAGCUAAAAUGAACUUGCGCAUUCAGACAUUUGACACUACAAACGUCUUUUCUGUCCUAGAAAAAGGACUUGAUGACCUCAUGAAUCUGUGUGACACGGUAACGGAAACUUUUAUCGAGGCAAAGAACGCUUUUGGGGAGAUUCAGAGCCAAUGA
Molecule: messenger RNA, 414 nt
Organism: Histoplasma mississippiense
Lineage: Eukaryota; Fungi; Ascomycota; Eurotiomycetes; Onygenales; Ajellomycetaceae
Exons: 4
Coding region: 1-414 (137 amino acids)
Biological process (GO): DNA-templated transcription
Cellular component (GO): RNA polymerase I complex; RNA polymerase III complex
Molecular function (GO): protein dimerization activity; DNA binding; DNA-directed RNA polymerase activity
Source: RefSeq, a predicted model, not a curated record